AUGCUCCUGAUAGAUCAAGACACCGAGGUCAACGCAAGUAACUCAUCUGGGAGGACACCCCUUUUUCGGGCCUCAUGGAGAGGUUAUGAGACCGUGACAAGGUUGCUUAUCAAGAGAGGAGCUUCUGUCAAUGCCAGUAAGAAAGAUAGGCGGACACCGCUUUCUGAGGCUUCACGGGAUGGCCAUCAGACAGUGGGAAGGCUCUUUAUUGAGAGGGGAGCUGAUGUACACGCCAGCGACUUAUAA
This is a messenger RNA of Aspergillus ibericus CBS 121593, 246 nucleotides long. Its product is annotated as ankyrin repeat domain-containing protein. NCBI's taxonomy places the organism in Eukaryota, Fungi, Ascomycota, Eurotiomycetes, Eurotiales, Aspergillaceae. Gene Ontology annotation, cellular component: nucleus. Gene Ontology annotation, biological process: regulation of transcription by RNA polymerase II. The coding region runs from base 1 to 246 and encodes 81 amino acids. The record is from RefSeq and is a predicted model, not a curated record. Gene Ontology annotation, molecular function: RNA polymerase II-specific DNA-binding transcription factor binding. The transcript has a single exon.